This is a messenger RNA of Pseudonaja textilis, 761 nucleotides long. The record is from RefSeq and is a predicted model, not a curated record. Lineage: Eukaryota; Metazoa; Chordata; Lepidosauria; Squamata; Elapidae.
CCGCCCUUCUCAAAGUCCGGGACGGGGCAAAGGACCGCUCCCUCACCUCUCCGGGGGAGCUGCCACUUUGCUCCCGAGCAGCCGGCGGGGGGAUGAUGAAGGCGUCUCGGGCCGGGCGAGGGUCUCGGCUCCGCGUGCGAGUCGGAGUCGGAAGGGAGAAAGGGCGCUGUGCGGUGCAGAGGAGCCGGCGGAGAGGCUGCGGUCCAGCGGCGCUCCUGGCAGCCAUGCUCCUGAUGAAUUCCUGCAUUCAGCUGGCCGAUGCGGUCAACACAGUUAUUCCAAUAACCAUGUCUCCACCGAAACCAACUGAAGGAUUUAAUAUCUUCCUGAUACCCGGGUUGGAUUGUAAGAAUUUUACAAGUUGUGGCUGGUAUCGGGGGUCAGUGUUGGCCUCAGAGAAUCUAAGACUAAUUAUCUCUAGCCAAUCUAAGUUUUACAAUAAGGGAGAUGCCUACACUGGUGGACUUCAUUCGGUUCCAACCAACCAACCCGAAGAUGUGCUAGUGGAUACGGAUAAUAGAUGCCGGAACGACAAGAAUUCUGCUCCAGAUGAGGCUUCGUCUGAACCUCCGUUUUCAGUCUGUGACAACACUUUCCCACCUCUGGGGUUGAAAAUGCAAAACUCAUCCCCCUGCACCCAUCAGUCCAUCAUGUGGUCCAGUCACCUGGUCAUCCCAGCUGGAGACAUUCCUCCAACCACUCCUAUCCCAGGCACAGGAUGGCACGGCAUUGACUCAGAAGAAGAACGUCCUUAUGUCUAA